Molecule: messenger RNA, 2171 nt
Organism: Nicotiana tabacum (common tobacco)
Lineage: Eukaryota; Viridiplantae; Streptophyta; Magnoliopsida; Solanales; Solanaceae
Source: RefSeq, a predicted model, not a curated record
GCUAACGAAGAACAUAUAGUGGAGUAGUAGUAUAUAAUAGGGUAGUACUGUAAUGCUCUUAUGUGAAAUUGUAAACAAAUGGAGUUCAAACUUUUAUUACAACUCAGAGAGUUUGCAAUUGGAAACUAAUGGGCCUUCAAUUGGAGCUUGAACUUUAAUGGCGGAUUCACCUGAGAGAAUAAGAAGAAGAGAAGUUGGGAAAUGAUUUACCAGAAUUUGCAUAACCGUCUCCUUCCCAGCUCUUUGGAAUAUAAAGCCCAACCCUAAUUCGAUCAAUUUCCCAAUUUAGAGACUCUCUUCUACUGACAUAACAACUACUUACGUUAAUACUAAGAAAUUUUGCAGAUGGAGGGGAUUUCCUUUGAAAGCCUUGUUUCACAAUACAUGUGGGAAGCCGAUGAAAAAGGUUUGAUGGCUAUGUCAAUAUUCAAUUUAAUGUUUCACAACGAUCCAAAUUCCUUUGCUCUUAAACUUGAUGUUGGUUGUUCACACGAUGACAUUGAUUUCCGUACCAAGUGUGUUGCCCUCUUUUCACGUUGGUUAAUGACUUUUGCCUUUGGAACAGUUUAAGCGUUUCAACUCAAUCCAUUUUAAAGUCUAAUCUCCUUAUGCGUCUCAAGCUCGAACAAUCAACAUACAUCAACAACAUGCUCUCUCGAACCGUUUUGGAACUAGCUGCUUCACUUCUGCCCGAUGACAAUUGGCCUGAAUUAUUGCCAUUCUUGUAUCAUUACGUCACUGAUUCCAGUUCAAACAAGUUGUUAAAAGACUCAGUUUUCUUAAUAUUUUGCCAUCUAGGUAAGAUUGGCGAAAAAAAUACUUACUUGGGUACGAGAUUUGCACACUUUAUUCCUUAAUACACUGAAUGACGAUAAACUCGAUCUCAAUGUGAGGAUCACGGCCAUGUUUGCUGUGCACAUCUUCAUUCAGUGCACACCGAGUUCAUAUGAAAAGGAGCGGUUUCAGGAUUUACUGCCAGGUUUCCGGAUUUACUGCCAGGUUUCAGGAUUUACUGACUGACACAUUAAUGACAAAUGGGGAAAAUCAAGUGGCAGCACACGCCGCGCUGGGUUUUCUUAUACAGUUGGCGAAGAAUGAGCCUAGGUUUUUGAGGCUGCAACUAGUGGAAGUGGUUAAUACCAUGUUUGAGAUAGCAGAGGCUAAGAUUUUGGAAGAGAAGACAAGGCGUUUGGCAAUUGAAUUUCUGUUAACUUUGGUCGAGGCGAGGGAGAAAGUCCCCGGUAUGAUGAAGAAGCUGCCACGGUUUAUUGACGCUUGUUUCACAAUGUUUUUGAAUUUGAUACUGGAUACUAAAGAUGAACCUACUUGGCAUACUGCUGAGGGUGCAGAGAUAAACGACCACAUUAAUAGAUACCGGGAUCGAUGGACAGUGGACAACUACCUUUAUGGUGCCAUCUGUUUACGCCGGUUUGCUAAAGCAUUAGGUGGCAACACUACUCCUAUUGCCAUAGAACAGCUGAGUUCUUAUGUGGUUGCCCCUGAGUGGGAGAAACGCCACGCAGCUCUCAUGGCACUUGCUCAAAUUGCUAAAUGUAGCUCAAAGGUGAUGAUGAUCAAGUAUUUGGAGCAAGUAGUGAAUAUGGUCCUGCAUUCUUUUCGAGAUUCUCAUCCUCGAGUCAGAUGGGCUGCUAUUAAUGCAAUUGUCUAUUUGUCGACUGACUUCUGUCCGGAUUUGCAAGAACAGUAUCAUAACCAAGUAUUACCAGAAUUAGCUGCAGCUAUGGAUGAUUUUCAAAAUCCUCGAGUGCAGGCAUGUGCAGCUACAGCUUCCGUGAUGUUCCUACUUGCACUUAAAGAGCCAAUAAGCUCUUCCCACAUUGAUAGAAUACUUAACAAACUGUUUGUACUUCUACAGAAUGACAAUCAAAUGGUUCAAGAUGAAGCAUUAUUUGCAUUGGGUAGUGUAGCUUAUUUCUAUAAGGAGCACUUCCAAAAGUACUAUGAUUUUGUAAUGCCGUAUUUAAAAACAAUCCUGGUAAAUGCAAAUGAUGAAUCUAAUCAGAUGCUUCAAAGCAAAGUCUUGCUGUGCAUAAGCAACGUUGCGCUUGCUGCAGGCAAAGAGAAAUUCAGAGAUGACUUGAAGCAGGUUAUGGAAGUGCUUAAGUACUCCUUACAAGAAUCACAUGUGACAGAGUAUACAAAUAUUCUUC